This is a messenger RNA of Durusdinium trenchii, 1635 nucleotides long. The record is from the annotation of a GenBank genome assembly. Lineage: Eukaryota; Dinophyceae; Suessiales; Symbiodiniaceae.
AUGCCUGGGCCAGGCCUGCGGCACCCGAGGCAGAGGGACUGGCUGAAUGCCCGGUAUGCUUCAGAGCACUCUGUGAGGGUGGUCCAGCUGUCCUUUUCGAUGCCGGUGGUCGUCGGGUUUGCGGGCAUUUCCUUUGUGCUGCAUGCGCCACGGAGCUUUCCCUCCAAUCUGCCGCACCCCGUUGCCCCGUGUGCCGUCAGCAGUUUCAACCGCCCCCCAACCCGGCCACCAGAUCCUCGAGAGGAUCCUGCAGCUUGGUUUGCCUUCUUCGAUGAAGAUGGCUCUGGGUACCUUGAGCGCCAACUCUUAGAGAAGGUAUUGCCUGCAGUGGUGCCCGUCGAUGCUAGCAAGCUCGAGGCCUCUUUACGAGGUUCCCUUUGGAGCGAAUGGGACCCUGCUGGUGAGGGCCGGGUCUCCCGGAAGGCCUUCUGCGCAGAACGUGGCCUGCUGCGAUGGCUAGCUGAACACUUGGAGGAAUUGCAGGAAGAGAGGGAAAAGGGUCCACCUCCUCCGCUGGAGCAAGACCGCGAAGGAUGGUUUCGACACUGGACAAGUCCCGGAACGAAUGAGAUGGGCAAGGCGGACGUUUUGCGUGCUGUCUUGAAAUCCUGUGGGACGAGCUCUUUGGAAGCGUCGGCAGUCGCUGCCAGUCGAGAAUGGAUUGAACGAUGCUGGUUGCUUUGGGAUAGAGACAAGUCAGGAAGAAUAUCAUUAAAGGAUUUUUGUGCAGAUGGUGGCCUGGCGGACAUGAUGCUGCAACAAAGCACACUGGCUGCCGCCAAGCGCGUGGUGCGCCGCAUGGAGCUGGAAGUACAUGACCCUGCGGCCUUGGUUGCAUGUUGUCAGCAGCUGGUGGAGUGUUCAGUUGGCAUUCGCCCGGAGGACGCGGUGGAAACGUGGCCCGGCUCCGCCUGCCGGCGGCUGCGAGAACCAUCAAAGCUCAUGCUGCGCCGAAGUGUCGGGCGCUUCUGCGACCUCUACGCAGCGUUGGGUGUUCGCCCUUCUGCGACGCAUGGCGAGCUCAGAGAUGCAUAUUUGCGUUUGGCAAAGCAGCAUCAUCCCGACGUGACGAACUCUUCUGACAACGGAGUGCGAUUCCAACGAGUGCAGCGAGCCUGGGAGACUCUCCGAGAUCCACAGCAGCGCUUGGUCUACGACAGCUCCAGCUUUGAGACCGGCUCCAUGUUGCGCCAUGCAGCGGCCCAGCGAGCAGCCUCAGCAGCCAAGAAGCAUGCGUCUAAGAAUCACUGGUAUGAGGAGUUGCGCGAUGCGCAACGCGCACGCACCAGCCAGGAGUGCGAGGGGGUGACAGUGGCGAUGAAUCAUGACAUGGCUGCAGAUGAGAUGAAAUGGAAAGAGGAGGUCUUCCCAAGCACUCAUGAUGAACGCUUGCGCAUGCAAGCCCAGCAGUUUGAAAAGGUGAUGCGGGAAGUCAAAUCCCAUCCAGACUUCGGACAAUUCGUGGGUGCAGGUUUGCAGAUGAAGCUCCUGUGCCAACUUGGCUUCAUUCUGGCUGCAAUGUUGAAUUUAUUGCUUUGGGCCUAUGUGAAGCAGCAGAAGUCGGUCGCAUCAAGCACAAAGCCUCCUUCCGGCAUGGAUCGAGCGCUGAGAUCUAUUGGGAUAAGCUUGAGAUGA